Echinococcus granulosus is the source of this 1566-nucleotide messenger RNA. RefSeq lists its product as hypothetical. The transcript is spliced from 5 exons. Lineage: Eukaryota; Metazoa; Platyhelminthes; Cestoda; Cyclophyllidea; Taeniidae. Gene Ontology annotation, biological process: mitochondrion distribution. Bases 1 to 1566 code for a protein of 521 amino acids. Gene Ontology annotation, cellular component: cytoplasm. The record is from RefSeq and is a predicted model, not a curated record.
AUGUCUGCGUCGAGGAUAUGCGUUACCUUUAUACGCCAAGCUGCUUAUUUGAGUCACUGUGUCUUUUUCCUGCCAGAGAGCAGUCUGUUUCAGAGGUCGGAGGAUAGUUGCUUUUACCUCCCCGCGCUCUUUCGAAUAAAUGUAAGGGGUUCUAUGUCGUCUCUUCGGCCUCGCCUGAUUGCUAUUGAUACCCUCGGUAGCAUACGUACUCCUCGAAUGGAAAUGUCUUCUGCCACACCUUCUGUCACCGUGGCCUGGGAUGGCGACAUUCAAACAGUCAGGCAGGACGAUGGUAAUUUUCAACUCCAAAUGAAUGAGCAUUCGCUUGAGGUCAGAGGAAAGAUUGACGAGAUUAGGGAACUUGAGGUGUCGAAAUCCCGCUUCUGGACAGACUGUCUGCUUCCAGCAGUGAAACGGAGGUGGAAUGGUGAAGACACGGUCGUUGUUCUACGCGAAUACCUGGACUCCUCAUCGCCCGGUGACGUUUUCGCCUCACCCUCCCGUUCUAGCAAUGCCUCUACAUCCGCAGCUAAAGACAACGACUCAACCUCCUUUUCAUCAUUCGCACAGGGUCUUGAUCUGUAUCGCGAGGGUGGGGACGCUUUCGAGUAUUUUGAGGCUUAUUUCCACCGGUUGGUGGAGGAAUGCGACCGACCGAACGGUUUUUCCCUUCUCGUCGACUCUGACUCCGGUUUUGCCGGUGUGGGUCUUCGCCUGGGCGAGUUUCUUAGUGAGGAGUUCGCAAAACGCCCUGUUUUCACUUCCGCUAUCUCCUCCUACUUCCAGCCCUCUCAACUUUCGAGCCGGUGGUCUACUGUCUGCCUCAACCGGCUAACCCUCUUCACUGUCAUGGAGGAAGCCACGAACUGGCCCUCCUGCUCUGCCUGGAUGCCAGUGACGGACACUGGCGAUGCCUGCGCCGCCUCCAGUCGCUUGGCUGCUGGACUGGCAACCCUAUUCACUCCCAUCUUGCUCAACCGUGACUACAAGUACUCCUCUGAACUGCAUGGUUUUAUCAAUUCAUUAAUACCAACGCACAAAAAGAUGAUGUCACUGUCAUUAACUACUCAGGAUAUCACGACGAAGCUUCAAGAAGACCAGAUAUGGACACAUGCAAAUACUUUCAGUAUGUGUCACGACACGACCCAGGUGUCAUCCCGUCCCCGUUCCCUAGUUUGUCAGCUUUCGACACGCGGGUUCUUAAUGGAAGAGGGCAGUUUUCUCCCCUACCUGCCACGGUCCCGCGGUUAUGCUUGCUUCCUUGAGGAGGGUGUGGACCCACAGCUAUCCUGCUCCCUGCCGGCUGCUCCCCUCACUCUUCCACGACUAAAUGGGACGGAGACUUUGCUCUGCACCCAGCCCGUGCGCUCGCGUGCUUGCGCACUCAUCGAGGCCGUCAGUCAUUGGACUGCUGAGAACCAGUGGUUGGCCCGAGGGCUGAAGCUUCACAUGGACUGCGCAUUCCGCAAACCUCUCAACCCUUACCUAGAGACCGAUGAACUGCGUCAGCUGCAAGAGUCCGCUGUGGACCAUCUUGUAGAGGCUUACGCCUCACCAGAUGGCUGA